This is a messenger RNA of Papaver somniferum (opium poppy), 825 nucleotides long. Its product is annotated as profilin-like. Gene Ontology annotation, molecular function: actin monomer binding. The transcript has 3 exons. Lineage: Eukaryota; Viridiplantae; Streptophyta; Magnoliopsida; Ranunculales; Papaveraceae. The record is from RefSeq and is a predicted model, not a curated record. Gene Ontology annotation, cellular component: cell cortex. Bases 142 to 537 code for a protein of 131 amino acids.
AUUUAUUCAUUCCAGUUGUGAAUUCAGACAUCACAUUAUUUAUUUAUUCAUUCUUCGUGAAUUCGACGCUAUCACCACUUUUUUUUCCUCUGCAAAAACCUAAGAAAUCAAAAUAACCAAAAACCAAAAUCAAAAUCAAAGAUGUCGUGGCAAUCAUAUGUUGAUGAUCACCUUAUGUGUGAUAUUGAAGGAAAUCAUCUCACCUCUUCUGCAAUUUUAGGUCACGAUGGUAGUGUUUGGGCUCAGAGUCCAUCGUUCCCUCAGCUUAAGGCUGGAGAAGUAGAUGCAAUCAUGCGUGACUUUGAUGAGCCUGGAUCUCUUGCACCAACUGGAUUACACCUUGGGGGAGUUAAGUAUAUGGUUAUUCAAGGUGAACCUGGUGCUGUCAUUCGUGGAAAGAAGGGUUCUGGAGGUGUUACUAUCAAGAAGACCAACCAGUCCUUGAUCUUCGGUGUGUACGAUGAGCCCGUGACUCCAGGACAGUGCAACAUUGUUGUCGAAAGGAUUGGUGAUUACCUUGUUGAGCAGGGUAUGUAAUUUGGUACCAACCAAGUCAGUCAGCUUUGGGUGUGUUGUUAGUUAUUUUCCGAUUCUUUUCUUUAUUGGCUUCUUCAGCAGCCUGAAUCUACUACCCUGGUAGUACCACGGUGGGUAUGGUAAUGGUUACAGUAAAAUAAUAUAUUUACAUAAUUUUGUGGAAACUCCUUCUGUGUGGAACAAAAACAAACAUGUUUUUAUUUUGGUUUAAGGAAGUUUUAUAGAAUGUGAUUGAUGAUGUUGUUGAUGAUGAUGGUUAAUCAAUAUGAACUACUUUCUCUUCUCUUC